Messenger RNA from Puntigrus tetrazona (Sumatra barb), 4998 nucleotides. It is a transcript of the gene spred1, whose product is annotated as sprouty related EVH1 domain containing 1. NCBI's taxonomy places the organism in Eukaryota, Metazoa, Chordata, Actinopteri, Cypriniformes, Cyprinidae. The coding region runs from base 1010 to 2098 and encodes 362 amino acids. The transcript is spliced from 7 exons. Gene Ontology annotation, cellular component: membrane. Gene Ontology annotation, molecular function: protein kinase binding. The record is from RefSeq and is a predicted model, not a curated record. Gene Ontology annotation, biological process: negative regulation of MAPK cascade; multicellular organism development.
AAAAAGUAUUUCAAUGACUUUAUUAUUUAUUAUGAGUGAUGUAACUGAUUACAUUUGAUUCUCUUUUUUAUAACUUUUCUAAUUUUCUAGGAUAUUAAGAAAAGAUGGCGUUUCAUGGAGGUUUUUUGUAAACGUUCUACCAUAAAUAUAUAUAACUUAUUUUUUAAUAAGUAAUGCAUUGUUAAACACUUCAUUCAGACAACUUUAAGGCUGCUUUUCUCGAUGUUUCGAGUUUGUUUUUUUUUUAUCUCAAUGUGAAUUAAUUUGGGACAGCUGUAUUCCGGGGGACACGCGCAGCCGAAGUCGUUCCCGACGCGACGCGUCACUCAGUCACCGGACGCCGCGGAUGAGGAUGAAGGCCGGCUGGAUGGAACGAGGGGCGGAGGGAUCUCCGCUCGUGCGCUCAGGCCGUCCGCUCUUCCGCCCAGUUUUCCGACGUGAUUCGCCUGCGGUGAAAAUGGAGUUCGCGUAAAGCAGAUCCCCAAACUUCCCAGGAAGAAUUCCCAUCGUUCGCCGCGCUCAUUCCGUCCCGAUCCUAGACUUUGGUUUCCUCCGCGCUGAGGACGCGUCCGGCGGCUCGGUCUUCGGUUCAUCGCUGGAUCCUGUCGCGUGAAGUCGUCGUGAGGGUUUUCAGCGCGCUCUUGCCGAGAUUUCGGGGUUUUCUGGUCGGAUCGGGAUGAGGAAGGCGCCGAUGGUUUCCCCGCUGGAUGUGAUUUAUCGCUCGGAUGGAUGGAAGUGUCGCUUUCACCGCUUCCACACACCCUUCCCGUUCUGAAUCCCGUGCCCGGGCUCGACUGCUUCUCGGGAACGAUAACGGCCUUUCGUGCUGCUCUCGCCGAGAAAAUGGAGAUGUUUGCGCUUUAUUUCCCCGCCGUGAGUGCGAGCUCCACCGUAUUUCCAGGAUUCGGAUCCCCGUGAGAAAAAAUGAGCGAAGAAUCAAAUCCAAACAGCGAGAAACUAAUUUGGACAACUCUAAAGUGAGAGUUUUGCGCGUGUGAGAGCGGUGGUCAUGACUCGAGAUGACUCCAGCGGCGGAUGGCUUCCUCUGGACUCCGGAGGACUCAGCUCCGUCAGCGUACACAAGCUCAGCCGGACCGAGGCCGACGGCUCCAGCGCUGCAGACUUCCUCAUCCGCGGAGAGCGGCUCCGGGACAAAACGGUGCUGCUGGACUGUGUCAUCAGGAGGGAUCUGGUGUAUAACAAGGUCAAUCCCAUCUUCCACCACUGGAGGAUCGGCAGCAUGAAGUUCGGCCUGACCUUCCAGAGCCCAGCGGACGCCCGGGCCUUCGACCGCGGGAUCCGGAGAGCCAUGGAGGACGUUAAACAAGGAGGAACACCUUACACCGACACCCCUGAAGAGCCUUCAUCACAGGAGACUGUGUCUGUCAGUACUCCGGUGAGGGACGUCUUCUGUUCUCGGGGGGUUGUAUUUACUGAACCCUUCCACGGCUCUUAUGUUCGAGCUCAGCCCUUCGACGAGGCUCUUACUGCCAGCCAGCGGUUCCUGCCUCCACAGGUGUCCUCCAGCGGCAGGCGGCACGUGAGCUUUCACAUGGACGAGGAAGAGAUCGUCCGCAUCAACCCGCGCAAAGAUGUGCUCAUCCGAGGCUACGAGGACUACCGGCACCCGGUGCUGUGGAAGCAGGACCCGGAGCGCGAGGAGCCGGACGCCUCCGCCGCCUUCUCCAAGCCGGACGCCAAGGAGCCGGUGAAGACCCAGCAGCCGUCGGGCCGGAGGCGACGUGAGGACGGAGAGCGCUCUCGCUGCAUCUACUGCCGAGAGAUGUUCAACCACGAGGACAACCAGCGGGGCCAGUGCCCUGACGCGCCCGACCCCAUCAAACAGUGCAUCUACCGGCUGAGCUGCAUGCUGUGCGCCGAGAGCAUGCUGUACCACUGCAUGUCCGACUCGGAGGGGGACUUCUCGGACCCCUGCUCCUGCGACGCCAGCGAGGAGCAGUUCUGUGUGCGCUGGCUAGCACUGCUGGGGCUGUCUCUGCUAGCGCCCUGCAUGUGCUGUUAUCCUCCGCUGCGCGCCUGCCACCGCUGCGGAGAGGCCUGCCGGUGCUGCGGGGGGAAGCAUAAGGCCGCGGGCUGAGCCGGGCCGGGCCGGCGCCGCUGCUUUCACUAGCCCGAGACGGGCGGAGCGUCGCUCUUGGAGCACGGGCGGAGGAGCUCCUGACGCCAGGAGGAGCGUCCGGAAACACGCCGGGGUUCGGCGACUGUAACUGUGUGAAGAAAUAACAAUACUAUCGUGUCUUGUACAGAGCUCUAACACCGUGUCCUAACUACAUGCCACGCGACAAGCAAUGUAGCUUUCCACACCGGAGUCAAUCAAACAUCACAGCCAAUCAGAAGUGUGUGUGGGCGGAGCCUCUCUUGAAGCUCGCUGCUCUCGCAUCAAAGUGGAUACGUUUGGAAUAUAAUUCAGAGAUCUUUUAACAUUUAUUAAAAGCACGGACUGAGUUAAGGCUGUCAAACUGGCUGAAAAGAUAAAUGAUCGUUUUGUACAUAAAUAUUAUCAAUAUUCAAGUUAUAUUUGAAUUUAAAAGGCAUCCUUUCAGGUAGGAGGGAAAAACGAUUUUGGCUUCUCUCCUGAGGCCACAAGAGGAAGCAGCGAGCAAAACACUACUAAUACGCAUUUCUUCAAAGCAUUAAAGCAAAAAAAGUUUAUAAAUCGUAUAGAAUUAAUUUAAUUGCUUAAACGAUUAGAAGCAAAGCAGCAUCGUGUAUGUAUGAGUCGUUUAAUACAAAAGACCGAAAACCAAUCACAAAGAGCACUUCAUUUAAAAACAUGAAAUUGCAUUCAUCUUCUAUGACCAGUGCAACAGUGAUACAUGUCCCUCUAGAAAAUGUGAUGAGUAUGCAUUUUGUGGGAACGGAUGUUUGCUUUGACAAACAAGAUCUUCUCCGCAUCGAUGUUCUGCUUUCAGCGCUGCAUCCAGUGAGUUCGGUGUAAGCUAACAAAAGCAUUAAAGUGCAGUGAUUCUAACAUCGUCAGCUGAUAGAGCUCCCGAAGCACUCCUGAAAAUUUUAUACAGCUAUUGUGUGUGCAUUUUUAAUUUAAAUUCAACAAUUAUUAGAACUUUUUUUGACAGCCCUAAUACUAAGUAACUGAUACCUUCUUUGGAAGUACACUUGUUUUGCGUUGUUUUUAACGUAUAUUUUUGCUUUAAUUUAUUGUCACUAUCUGUAGUUGCUAUGGCUACGACCAGGGCAGAGGUUGUUAACUUAAAUUUCUGCCAUUUAUGGAAAAAAUCUUAGCAACGAUGGCAAAAUCCAAAAGCCGUCUGUUGCUUUGACUGCCAUGUGUACUGAAAACAGAACCGAUCGGAUUUAAGAACUGAUAUUGGUUCAAAAAAAUUUGAAUCUAGUAAAAUCGAACCCUAGCAUAUUUGUGAUUAAUGGCCUCCGCUGUCAUGUAAAGAGACGCAGCCUCUGUUCAUCUGUUCUCUUCGUAAAUGAAUAAAUGCACAAUCCUAUAUGCUCAUAGGUUCAAUAUUAAACGUUAAAAUGUGAAGAAAAAAUACAAGCAACUCUAAGUGUUCUAAUGAAUAUAUGCCAGAUUUAAAUGACACCCAGUGUCUCUGAAAGGGUCCCACAAAGUGAUAUUCAGACUCUGAAUGAAGCACAUAAUCCGUCCCUGAGAUUCAUUACUAGUUUAUAUGGAACUCAAACUAGCUAGCUAGGACAGAAACCGAUGAACCCGGGAAAGAUGCCUUUAGGGCGUGUCGCGUCGUGUGUGUUCAGGACACGGUGUAACGCGUACGCUGAAGGGAUCCCGCUUUUUCGUGCAGUUAUUAACCGUGGCCUUUUCUUUUUGACCUAUCAGCGCUAGACGGAGGAAAGCACUGAGCUACAGACUCUUGGUUUUGCUCCUGCAUCGUGUUCGGGCACUUAUCACGAUCUCACGAGCGCUUCGUCCGCCGCAGACUCCGACCCGCGGGCGGUUCCAGACCCCAGGGACGCUCGACACGGAGGACUGUACGAGUGUUCGUUUUACAUGCAUGUUUAUGUUGAUGCCGAAUCUCGUUUUGACUGAUGUUUUGUGCGAAGAUGAUCUGUCAGUGUUGUGGGAAAGGACUACGGUUUACUUUCUAUGCAAGUGUUUCCACGAGACGCUCUCGGACCGACGGGGCGUGUCGUGGUUUGAUUUCACAGCAUCCUGUACAUAGGUCACAUCUUAAUAUUGUUUCACAUUGAAAAGUAGUGGAGACGAUGGAAAGGUUUUAAUCGAGAUCCUCUCUAGUUUUGUAUCGCCGGACCGUGAAAUAGUGCGCCGAACAAACGUUUAUGAAGCUCGUCUUAUGAAGCUGCUAGAAACAAUCACUAACCGCGUCGCAAGAUUUAAUCGGAUGACUGUUAAUCGCGAUCUAGUUCUCCAGUACGGUUUAACCCUCGCCUCGCUGUCGUGUUGCUCCUUCCGGUGAAUCGCUCGAGGCGACUCGGUUCACCUCGCGGAUUAUGCAACGCUUUCGCGUGUAACGCUGCGUUCGUGUGACUACCAGUUUAAUCACGUGCUGCUAUUGUUUUAUUUUUAUCAUCGGUGUUCUUCUCUAUUCGUGGAGGUAUAACUCUGGAAUGCUCCUCGUAGUGUCGCCUCUCUUCGCGGUGUGCGCGUGUUCUUGAUUCUGCCGUAAAGCAGCGCUUGAUGCGUCGUGAACUCGUUUAGUUUUUACGCCAUCGGCUUCGUUCUCCUCCAUCUGAAGAAGUGCCUCACAUCAGCCGUAGACUCGCUCGUAACGCCCCGCUUCUAACGCUUUAUAUCUAUGUAUAGGUAUUUCUAUCAUGGUUUGAAAAUACUAAAUAUAUGAUGUAAUAUUUAUAGUUCAGUAACUCAUGUCAUAGAUGUAUUUUCUGUAUACAGAUGUAGCUUGUUACUUUCGUAAAUAUACAAUGUAAAUAUGCAUACAGAUGUUUGUAACUGUUUUUAUGUUACAUUGUACACUUAUUACAUCACUUAACAUUACCAUGAAAAUAAAAUGAGAGUUUAAAUUA